Oncorhynchus keta (chum salmon) is the source of this 2289-nucleotide messenger RNA. Its product is annotated as DNA-directed RNA polymerase II subunit RPB1-like. The record is from RefSeq and is a predicted model, not a curated record. Bases 1 to 2289 code for a protein of 762 amino acids. NCBI's taxonomy places the organism in Eukaryota, Metazoa, Chordata, Actinopteri, Salmoniformes, Salmonidae. The transcript has 2 exons.
AUGUCUGGCAUGCAGCGACAGUUGAAGGAUGAUAUGGAGGAAGUGAUAUUUCACCUUGUGGCCGGACCCCGACUGGACCCCACUGGACCCCUACUGGACCCCUACUGGACCCCCACCGGACCCCUACUGGACCCCUACUGGACCCCUACUGGACCCCUACUGGACCCCUACUGGACCCCCACUGGACCCCUACUGGACCCCUACUGGACCCCACUGGACCCCUACUGGACCCCUACUGGACCCCUACUGGACCCCCACUGGACCCCUACUGGACCCCUACUGGACCCCCACUGGACCCCUACUGGACCCCUACUGGACCCCUACUGGACCCCCACCGGACCCCUACUGGACCCCUACUGGACCCCCACUGGACCCCUACUGGACCCCUACUGGACCCCUACUGGAACCCUACUGGACCCCUACUGGACCCCCACCGGACCCCUACUGGACCCCUACUGGACCCCCACUGGACCCCACUGGACCCCACUGGACCCCUACUGGACCCCUACUGGACCCCCACCGGACCCCUACUGGACCCCUACUGGACCCCUACUGGACCCCCUACUGGACCCCUACUGGACCCCCACUGGACCCCUACUGGACCCCUACUGGACCCCCUACUGGACCCCACUGGACCCCACUGGACCCCUACUGGACCCCCACUGGACCCCACUGGACCCCCACUGGACCCCUACAGGACCCCUACUGGACUCCACUGGACCCCUACUGGACCCACACUGGACCCCACUGGACCCCUACUGGACCCCUACUGGACCCCCACCGGACCCCUACUGGACCCCCACCGGACCCCUACUGGACCCCUACUGGACCCCCACCGGACCCCUACUGGACCCCUACUGGACCCCCACUGGACCCCUAUUGGACCCCCACUGGACCCCACUGGACCCCUACAGGACCCCUACUGGACUCCACUGGACCCCUACUGGACCCCUAUUGGACCCCUACUGGACCCCCACUGGACCCCUACUGGACCCCCACUGGACCCCUAUUGGACCACUACUGGACCCCUACUGGACCCCCACUGGACCCCUUCUGGACCCCUACUGGACCCCCACUGGACCCCCACUGGACCCACACUGGACUCCUACUGGACCCCUACUGGACCCCCACUGGACCCCUACUGGACCCGUACUGGACCCCCACCGGACCCACACUGGACCCCCACUGGACCCCCACUGGACCCCUACUGGACCCCCACCGGACCCCCACUGGACCCCUACUGGACCCCCACCGGACCCACACUGGACCCCCACUGGACCCCCACUGGACCCCCACUGGACCCCUACUGGACCCCCACUGGACCCCUACUGGACCCCCACUGGACCCCUACUGGACCCCUACUGGACCCCUACUGGACCCCCACUGGACCCCCACUGGACCCACACUGGACCCCUACUGGACCCCUACUGGACCCACACCGGACCCCCACUGGACCCACACUGGACCCCUACUGGACCCCCACUGGACCCCUACUGGACCCCUACUGGACCCCUACUCAACCCCUACUGGACCCCUACUGGACCCACACCGGACCCCCACUGGACCCACACUGGACCCCUACUGGACCCCUACUGGACCCCCACUGGACCCCUACUGGACCCCUACUGGACCCCACAGGACCCCUACUGGACCCCACUGGACCCCCACUGGACCCCUACUGGACCCCACUGGACCCCUACUGAACCCGUACUGGACCCCUACUGGACCCCCACUGGACCCACACUGGACCCCCACUGGACCCCUACUGGACCCCUACUGGACCCCACUGGACCCCUACUGGACCCCCACUGGACCCGUACUGGACCCCUACUGGACCCCUACUGGACCCCCACCGGACCCCCACUGGACCCCUACUGGACCCCCACUGGACCCCUACUGGACCCCUACUGGACCCCACUGGACCCCUACCGGACCCCUACUGGACCCCUACUGGACACCUACUGGACCCCUACCGGACCCCUACUGGACCCCUACUGGACCCCUACUGGACCCCUACUGGACCCCUACUGGACCCCUACUGGACCCCUACUGGACCCUUACUGGACCCCUACUCGACCCCUACUGGACCCCUACUGGACCCCUACCGCUGGCUGGUCGCUCCUCAGCUCUUUGUUGCCUUCUCCGGUUGUCUGUGGUCAUGUUGCCCUCAGGGACUGGCUACAAAGAGAUUUGAGAGCCUCGUCAAGCUCUUACUGCACUCUCACAGGGCCAUCAAAGUCAACCACAACCCCAUUAGUGGCGUUCUGGGAGAAAUCCCAUUUAAAAUAA